Messenger RNA from Mucor mucedo, 1382 nucleotides. RefSeq names its product putative NOP1-fibrillarin. The coding region runs from base 93 to 1151 and encodes 352 amino acids. The record is from RefSeq and is a predicted model, not a curated record. Lineage: Eukaryota; Fungi; Mucoromycota; Mucoromycetes; Mucorales; Mucoraceae. Gene Ontology annotation, cellular component: box C/D methylation guide snoRNP complex; small-subunit processome; nucleolus. The transcript is spliced from 2 exons. Gene Ontology annotation, molecular function: rRNA methyltransferase activity; RNA binding; histone H2AQ104 methyltransferase activity. Gene Ontology annotation, biological process: box C/D sno(s)RNA 3'-end processing; rRNA methylation.
GGUGGGUUCGAAAAAAGUGUCAAAUUUUUUUUUUAAAUAUUCCCUUUUUCCCUUUUGUUUAAUAACACAGAUUUUUUAUAAAACUAAUUAAGAUGGCUUUCGAAUCUCGUGGUGGUUUCAGUGGUGGCCGUGGUGGAGGUCGUGGUGGUUUCGGUGGUGACCGUGGAGGUCGUGGUGGAGGUCGUGGUGGCUUCGGCGGUGGCGAUCGUGGAGGCCGUGGAGGUUUCGGCGGUGGCGAUCGUGGAGGUCGUGGUGGCUUUGGUGGUCGUGGUGGAGGCCGUGGUGGUUUCGGUGGCGAUCGUGGAGGCCGUGGUGGUUUCGGUGGAGAUCGUGGACGUGGAGGUUUCGGUGGCCGUGGUGGAGGACGUGGUGCUCCCCGUGGUGGCCGUGGUGCCCCCCGUGGUGGUGCUCGUGGUGGUUUCGGUGGUGGAGCCCGUGGUGGAGCCAAGGUCGUUGUUGAACCCCAUAGACAUGCUGGUAUUUUCGUUGCCCGUGGUAAGGAAGAUCUUUUAGUGACCAAGAACCUUGUUCCUGGUGAAGCUGUUUAUGGUGAGAAGCGUAUCUCUAUUGAUGGACCUGAGGGAACCAAGAUCGAAUACCGUGUCUGGAAUCCUUUCAGAAGUAAGUUGGCUGCUGCCGUUUUAGGUGGUCUUGAUCAUAUCCACAUUGCUCCUGGUAAAAAGGUUUUAUAUCUUGGUGCUGCCUCUGGUACCUCUGUCUCCCAUGUUGCUGAUAUUGUCGGUGCUGAGGGAGCUGUGUAUGCUGUUGAAUUCUCUCAUCGUCCCGGUCGUGAUUUGAUUAACAUGGCCAAGAAGAGAACGAACGUUGUUCCCAUCAUUGAAGAUGCUCGUCAUCCUCAAAAGUACCGUAUGCUUGUACCUAUGGUGGAUGUUAUCUUUGCUGAUGUUGCUCAACCCGAUCAAGCUCGUAUUAUUGCUUUGAACGCUCAUCAUUUCCUCAAGAAUGAAGGUCACAUCGUCAUCUCUAUCAAGGCUUCUUGUAUUGAUUCCACUGUAGAUGCUGCUACUGUCUUUGCUCGUGAAGUCAAGAAGCUUCAAGAAGAGAGAAUUAAGCCUCAAGAACAAUUGACUCUUGAACCUUAUGAGAGAGAUCAUGCUGUUGUUGUUGGUAAAUAUGUCCGUAACAAGUAAAAUAUUUUCUUCUCUUUUUUUUAUUAUUAGUCCCCGCAUACACACACAACUCUCCUAUAACAUUUUUCCUCCCUCUCCAUGACAACACACACACACACACAUCAAAACGCCAAAAUUUUUUUUCUAUAUAAUGUUAAACCCUUUCUCUCCUUAUCUCCUUCACCUUUCUCCGUUCUAAAAAAGCUUAGAUUCUUGUAAAUAAAUGGAGAUAACUUAUUUUUAUAUGGGAAA